AUGGAGGUAGCAUCCCCAGGCCAAGGGGCAAAUGGCCACCCCCCACCAAUUGCUGAGCACUCCGCUAUAGACCCAGAUUUGGUGGUGCAGCACCUUGCAGAUCUUCUUGAAAUCACGCUGGGCGCUGCGACCGAAGAUCUGCAAGCAAAGGGCAGUCUCUUGUCAGAAUCCCAAAGGCCAGACACUGUUCAGAGAUGUACGCGUUUUGCGAGGGAGUCGCAAAUCGCACUCUAUGUUCAAAAAGAUAUUGUGCCCACCAAUAUACCAAAUGGACUGCCGAAUGGUCAUCCUAUCCCUGAGACCAUCCCGGCCUUCAAUUACACCCUCUCAACUGAUAUCUCAUUUGCACCAACAACAGUAUCUUCCAUAGCCCUUCUCAAGCGUCCCCAGCCUAUCGACCCUCAUCGACCACUUGCAACGCAGGUACAAGCGAUCAAUUUACCAGGCGCAGCCACGCUGAGUGAAGGAAGCACAGUGGAGGGUAGCUCGGCCUCGCCUUACGAAGUACUUUACUCUAUCAUACACUUUGCACUGUCACCAUAUUUUAAUGCCUAUUCUAAUGGCAAGAAACAAACGGUUGCUGGGAAUGCUCGUUCGGAUAUGGACGACAAGAUGGGCAUUUCGGCAGCCAAGAAGAAACUUGCCGAGUUAGAAACAAAUCUUCGCAGCCUUCAGCAAGAUUAUGAAAUACCAGAUUUAAUACUCCCUAUUCCCGAUCUUGUGCAAGAUACUCUCGACACGGCUGCAACUAAGAAUUUGAAACCGUCCGUGGAGCAAAUUCCUGCAGAGAUUCUUGCGGACAGCCGUUUCUUAAAUGACCUACAGACUGAGGUCAAUCACUGGAUUAAAUCAAUACAGGCAAUCACGAAGCUUUCGCAAGACCCCAAUAUCGGAUCCGCUACCCAGGAAAUCAAUUACUGGUCCGCAUUAGAAGAGAAGCUCAAGGAUGUUGAGUCACAGAUGAGGAAGGAGGGUGUGCAGCUAACGCUGGAUAUUCUACAGCAUGCCAAGCGAUACCAAGUGCGAGUGAGCUUCUACUCAGACACUGGUUUAAAAGAAGCCCAAGACACCGUUCAGAAAUUCAACCAGGUACUGGACAAAUUUCCCAUUGACGAGCUCUUAUCUGCAACAAAUUUACAGAAGGUCGACGAGGCGUUGCACUCGAACUUUAACCAUUUCAACAAGCGUUUAAGAAACUCUGCUUAUCCUAUCGCGCGAGCCUUGCCACUUGUCCAUGCAAUCUCGGUAGACCUUGAUGCUCGGAUCCAUGCUCUUCUGCGCGGGAGGACGCUGAUGCAUUUGGACUUCGUAGAGUUCGAAGCAGUAAUGGACCAGGCAGAAGCUAUUUGGCAUACUUGGGAUGAGCACGUCAAAGACUUCACUCAAGUGGCACGUGAACAGAUGAGGAAACGCGGGGAAAGAUUCAUGCCGAUCAAAGUCAAUGGCAGACAUGCGGGAACACAAGACCGAAUGACCUACAUCAAGACUUUUCGGAGAAACCAUGAGCAGCUGGAGAAGACGAUAGUGAAAGUGUUGGGCAGUAAAGCAUCGUCUGAUGCUGCAGCAGAAGAUUCUAGUGUAGCUCAGGUUGUAAUCAUCGAAGAAAUAGGGGACGUGGAUGCUGUACAAGAGGUAGCGCAAGCUUUUGCUGCUCUGAAAGAUGUGGAUGUUCUUGACGUCUCUCCGAAAGGAACAGACAUCUGGGCACAAGCUGAAUCUACAUACAACGAACGCACUUCUCGUGUUGAGAACUCUAUCAUCGCUCGGCUCAGGGAUCGACUUGCCACCGCCAAAAAUGCUAACGAAAUGUUUCGAAUAUUCUCAAAAUUCAACGCUCUCUUAGUCCGGCCAAAGAUCCGAGGCGCAAUCAGUGAAUAUCAAAGUCAGCUCAUCGACAAUGUAAAGCGUGAUAUCACUGCACUCCACGACCGUUUUAAGCAACAGUAUGGCCACUCAGAAGCUCAUGCAAUGGCACAGCUCCGCGAUCUUCCCCCUGUGGCUGGUGCCAUAGUCUGGGCUCGUCAAAUCGAGAGGCAGCUUCGUGGCUACAUGAGUAAAAUUGAGGAUGUCCUAGGUCAAGAGUGGACUUUGCAUUCAGAAGGUCAAAAGCUGGAGGCUGACGGUGUUUUAUUCCGGAAAAAACUCGACACACGACCAAUUUUCGACUCUUGGCUACAAGAUGUGCAAAAACGAAAGAUUCAGAUCCGCGGUCGUUUGUUCGGGCUGAGCAAGAACAGAGCGAAAGGCAAUGCCCUAGAGCUCAGUAUCAACUUUGACUCGCAGGUCAUAGUCCUCUUCAAGGAAGUUAGGAAUUUGAUAUGGCUCAAUUACCAGAUACCUCACGCCGUGGGCAGUGUAUCCAAAGAGGCUAAGAGGAUCUAUCCGUUUGCUGUCAGCCUUAUGGAAAGUGCACGAUCCCUCUCGCAGACGACGAGGGUAAUUGACCAGAUGCCUAACAUGGUAAUUCUUUUAAGCCGACAUCAGCAGAACGUGCAAAGCCUAAUCGAAACGGGCGUCAAUCUCAAGUGGGAAUCCUUUGUGCAUUCCUACGAUCUCAAUGUCAAGCAAGCCACUCCAGCCGCCAAUAAAAGCGCACGCAGCGCUACCCCUCGUGGCGAGAGCAAUCACAUUCAGUUUGUGCGUCAAUUUUCUUCCGCAGCCUCAAUUUUGCAGGACAAGACUUCUGCCCUUGAAAGCGUCAAUGGAACCGUACGGAACGCUCUGCAAGAACUUCAGUCGUGUAGAUAUUCUUCACCGGCUCUUUCUUCUCAACUGGACACUAUUCAACACGCUGUGGACUCGCUGAAUCUAGAGAACUAUGCCAAUCUCAAUUUCUGGGUUUCAGGAUUGAACGACAUAAUCGAGGGUAUCCUGCUCGAGCGUCUGAAAAAGGCUAUCGCAGUCUGGUCUGAAUCUUUCAUAGACCCGGAAAAUGAUGGUGAGAGACUCACGCCUGACGCUCCUGAUCUCCGACGUUUCACUCUUGAGAUACUCAUUCGCAAUCAAGUCGUGUUUCUUGACCCUCCGCCCGAGCACGCUCGCUCAUACUGGCUUGCACAGCUAUACGAGUACCUAAGCAUAGCAUGCAAUCUUUUCGUAAUUAAAGCCUCCCGGUACCAAAUGAAGUUAGAAGACGGAACAAAGCCCUUGAGCAACCAAUUUUCUCAUCUUCCUUCCUUAUGCAUUACGGAGAUUCGUGCUACCUAUGAAUUGAUCGAGACCAAGGUCGCGGAUAUAACGUUGUAUGUAGACAAAUGGUUCCAAUUCCAGUCUCUGUGGGACCUCGAAUCCGAACAUGUGUUCAAUACCCUGGGCGAAAAUCUCGCAAAGUGGUUGCAACUUCUACAAGAGAUCCGCAAAACUCGAGAAACCUUCGACACUUCGGAAUCCAAUCGGAAAUUUGGAACCGUCACAAUUGAUUACGAGCAAGUUCAAACCAAAGUCACCGCAAGAUACGACCAAUGGCAGCAUGAAGUCCGGAUAAAGUUUGCUGGCCGGUUGAGCAAUAGGAUGCGCGAAAUCUACGCCGAGAUUGAGAAAGCUCGACGAGAUCUUGAGGGGCAGUCUCUCGAAGCUUCGUCAACAUCUCAAGCGGUGUCCUUCAUUACUGUAGUACAGCAAUGCAGAAGGAAAGCCGAGCAGUGGGAGCCCGAAAUAGAGGUAUUUCGGCAAGGACAAACUCUACUAACCCGACAAAGAUACCAGUUCCCUUCAGACUGGCUGUUUGUGGAUCAAUUGGAUCAUGAAUGGACUGCGCUCUGCGAAAUUUUGGAACGGAAAUUGAAGGUCGUCAGUGACCAGACCGAUGCUCUGCGUGCGAACAUAAUUGCCGAGGACAAGGUCGUAAGUGGUAGAAUGACAGAUCUGAUCGCGGACUGGAACGAACAAAAACCAGUCUCGGGAACAAUCCCACCAAAUGAAGCAAUAUCGUCCUUACAAUCUUUUCAAAGUCGCCUGGCUACCAUGAGAACGGAGGUCGAUAUGGUUUCAAAAGCUAAGGAGGCACUAGACUUGCCCGCUGCCGCAACGACGUUACUACCCUCAAUCGUGGAAGAGGUACAGGAUUUCACGUCAGUGUGGACGGCUUUGUCAACGAUUUGGAAGAGCUUAAAUGAGCUUCGUGAUAAUCUUUGGACAAUCGUACAGCCAAGAAAGCUUCGCCAAUCCCUCGACGGGCUUGUAACUAUGACGAAAGAGAUGCCCAGCCGCAUGCGGCAGUACGCUGCAUUUGAACAUAUUCAGGUAGUGCUCAAAAGUCUACUCAAAGUCAACCCGAUCCUCUCCGAGAUGAAAUCCGAGGCUGUUCGCGAAAGACACUGGGUCAAAAUCUACAAAGUUUUGAAGCCGGGCAAACGGUACUCUCCGAUUUCCAUCAGCCUGGGUGAUGUAUGGGAUCUUCAGCUCGCGGCAAGCGAGGCAACCAUUCGUGAUGUUAUCGCACAGGCUCAAGGCGAAAUGGCUCUGGAAGAGUUUUUGAGGCAGGUGCGCGACACUUGGCAAAACUACUCCCUCGACUUGAUUACUUAUCAGAAUAAAUGCCGGCUAAUACGAGGAUGGGAUGAGCUCUUUGCUAGAUGUAGCGAGAACCUUAAUUCUUUGCAAGCUAUGAGACAUUCACCGUACUACAAAGAAUUUGAGGAAGAUGCAUCUUCUUGGGAAGACAGGCUCAAUCGAGUGCACGUACUCUUCGAUGUCUGGAUUGAUGUCCAGCGCCAAUGGGUUUACUUGGAGGGCGUCUUUACCGGCAACGCAGACAUAAAACACCUCCUCCCAGUGGAGUCAUCACGGUUUCAAAACAUCAACUCCGAGUUCCUUGCCGUCCUGAAGAAGGUCUAUAAAUCUCCGUUUGUGCUUGACGUGCUCAACAUCUCGGGUGUACAGAAAUCUCUAGAACGUCUUGCAGACCUGUUGAACAAGAUCCAAAAGGCUUUGGGUGAAUACUUGGAACGGGAACGACUAUCUUUCCCUCGAUUCUACUUUGUCGGCGAUGAGGACUUACUGGAGAUCAUCGGAAAUAGCAGUGACACGCUGAGAAUCGCCAAGCAUUUUCGAAAGAUGUUUGCUGGCCUGGCAGGCCUGCUCAUGGAUGAAGAGGCAAUUAUUACCGGCUUCACUUCCAAAGAGGGCGAGGAAGUGAAACUCAGGAGCUCUAUCUCCCUAAUCAAGACGCCUAAGAUCAACGACUGGCUUGCAGCCUUGGAGCGAAAUAUGAGGACGACCUUAGCCGAGCUUCUUAGUGAGGCAGAGACUUGCUUUGGAGAUAUCGUUGGCCUGCCCAUUAUUGAGCCAGGAACCUUCAAAGGAUAUAUUACUACAUUCCCCGCCCAAGUCGUGGUGCUCGCAACACAAGUAGUAUGGACUUCAUCGGUAGAAUCUGUGCUGUCUUCUGGAGGCCAAGGAUUACAGUCGCUGCAUGAAACUCUGGUCAGACUCCUGGAGCUUUUAGCCGCUACAGUUCUUGAAGAAUUAGACAUGCUCACUAGAAGGAAAUGCGAGCAUCUAAUCACCGAAUUUGUACAUCAAAGGGACCUCAUUAGUAAAUUGAUUGGUGCGAACGCUUCAAGUCCUACGCACUAUCUGUGGCUCCUACAAAUGCGAUAUGCGUACAGAUCCGACGGUGCGCCUCUUGAUCGCUUGCGGGUUCGCAUGGCAAAUGCAGAUCUUGCAUAUGGUUUUGAGUAUCUCGGUGUACCCGAGCGGCUUGUUCGAACCCCUCUGACCGAUCGAUGUUUUCUAACAUGUACGCAAGCCAUGGCACAAAGGCUCGGAGGGUCGCCAUAUGGUCCCGCUGGUACUGGGAAAACAGAAUCCGUCAAAGCUCUUGGCGUCCAAUUAGGGAGGUUUACAUUGGUCUUCAAUUGCGAUGACACGUUUGACUUCCAAGCAAUGGGGCGUAUAUUUCUCGGGAUUUGUCAAGUUGGGGCUUGGGGCUGCUUCGACGAAUUCAACCGGCUUGAAGAGCGUAUUCUGUCUGCAGUGUCCCAGCAGAUCCAAAACAUCCAGCUCGGCCUUAAAAGGGGCAUGGAAUCUGGGGAUGCACAAAUCGAAUUGGCUGGACGACAAUUUGACGUUCAUGGGAAUACCGGAAUUUUCAUUACCAUGAAUCCUGGUUACGCAGGUCGAUCCAAUCUUCCAGACAAUCUCAAGAAAUUAUUCAGAAGUGUGGCUAUGUCGAAGCCGGAUAAAGAGCUUAUUGCAGAGGUAAUGAUGUAUUCUCAAGGCUUUAAAAACGCGAAACAGCUCUCGAAACAAACGGUGCCCUUUUUCGAUAAUUGCGCAACCCAUCUCACUAAGCAAGCUCACUACGACUUCGGACUCAGGGCAUUGAAGAGCGUUCUUGUCAGUUCUGGGGGUCUAAAGCGAUCAAGACUGAUAGGCAGUCUAGCGAAUUCUGGUCCCGAGACUGAUCUAGAGCCUCAGAUCAUCGUUCAAAGUAUACGCGAGACGAUUGCUCCCAAAUUAAUUCGUGAAGAUGUUGGAACACUCAAAGAUAUUGAGCAAGAAGCAUUCCCGGGCAUUCACUACGUCUCAGCAAACCUUGACAAUCUAGAGGCUGCCAUCAAGAUUGAGGCUGCUUCCCGACAUCUAGUCAUCAACGACACCUGGAUGACAAAAAUCUUACAGCUUUAUCAGAUUCAAAGAAUCCAUCACGGUGUCAUGAUGGUCGGGGACUCUGGGUCUGGCAAGUCGUCAAUCUGGAAAGUCUUACUCCAGGCAUUGCAGCGAACCGAAGGCAUCGAGGGUGUAAGCCACAUCAUUGAUUCCAAAGUGAUGUCGAAAGAAGCCUUGUACGGCAGUCUGGACAGUACCACGCGCGAAUGGACAGACGGAUUAUUUACGAGUAUCUUACGCAAGAUCGUGGACAACCUGAGAGGAGAAAGUUCUAAACGACAUUGGAUCGUCUUCGAUGGAGAUGUUGACCCAGAGUGGGUGGAAAACCUCAACAGCGUCCUCGACGAUAACAAGCUUCUGACUCUACCCAAUGGAGAACGGCUCAAUUUACCACCCAACGUUCGUGUUGUCUUCGAAGUGGAGAAUCUGAAGUACGCAACCCUUGCCACUGUCAGUCGUUGCGGUAUGGUCUGGUUCAGCGAUGACACUGUUACAUCCUCAAUGCUUCUCGACAACUACCUUGACAGCCUACGAAAUGUCGCGUUCGAAGAGCUUGACGAAGAAGGAACUAGCCAAACGCCGACGAAGGCCUUGGGAAUGCAACAACAGGUAGCUGAUCUAUUACAGCAAUACCUAGGGACCGAGAAUCUUCUACUUAAUGUGCUUCGGGAGGCCCGCAAAUACAAUCACAUCAUGCAUUACACGGAGAUACGAGUGAUCAAUACACUCUGUUCUCUUCUUAACAGAGCAUGCAGAUCCAUCAUCGAGUACAAUUACCAACAUGAUGACUUCCCUCUCGGGCCUGAACAAAUCGAAUCAUUUCUGUCCAAAAAGAUGAUGUUAGCUUUAGUUUGGGCUUUCGUUGGAGACUGCCCACUGCGCGACCGAAGAGAGUUUGGCCUUUACGUUGGUGGCCUCACGACUUUUGGAACUCCACUUCUUAGCGAAGCUACCUCUCUCAUUGACUAUGACGUUUUUCUCCCUAAAGCGGAAUGGAUGUCGUGGCAGUCGCAAGUACCAUCGUUAGAAGUGAAUACGCACUCGGUAACAGAGACCGAUAUGGUCAUCCCAACGCUGGACACGAUUCGGCAUGAGGCUGUUUUGAAUUCUUGGCUUGCAGAACAUAAGCCCCUGAUCCUGUGCGGGCCACCAGGAUCCGGUAAGACUAUGACUCUCUUCAGUUCGUUGCGUAAGCUGCCAUACAUGGAGGUUGUUGGUCUUAACUUCUCGAGCGCGACGACCCCUGACCUCCUAAUCAAGACGUUCGAUCAAUACUGCGAGUACCGGAAGACGCUCAAUGGCGUUAUAAUGUCUCCUGCUCAGAUUGGCAAAUGGAUUGUGUUCUUCUGUGACGAAAUUAAUCUCCCAGAGCAGGAUAAUUAUGGCACGCAGCGAGCCAUCAGUUUCCUUCGACAGUUAAUCGAGCAAAACGGAUUCUGGCGAACUGUGGAUAAGACUUGGGUGACCUUGGAACGAAUUCAAUUUGUGGGAGCUUGCAAUCCCCCGACAGACCCAGGGCGAACUCCUCUAGGGCCACGUUUCCUACGACAUGCUCCUGUUGUAAUGGUGGACUACCCUGGAGAAUUGUCUCUUCACCAAAUCUAUAGCACCUUCAAUAAUGCUGUACUCAAGAUUAUUCCUAACCUGCGCGGAUACGCCGACGCUCUCACAAAGGCUAUGGUACAGUUCUACUUACAAUCCCAAGCUCGCUUCACGCCUACAAUCCAACCACACUACAUUUACUCACCACGUGAAUUAACUCGCUGGGUCCGGGGUCUGUAUGAAUCGAUAAAGCCUUUGGAAAGCCUCUCCGUGGAGGGCCUUGUGAGGAUCUGGGCUCAUGAAGCCUUGCGAUUGUUCCAAGAUAGACUGGUAUCAGAGGAUGAACGCCAGUGGACCGAGGAUGCUGUGAAACGCAUUGCAGUCCACCAUUUCCCCAACAUUGAUGACAGUGCAGCGUUGAAAGGACCGAUCUUGUACUCAAAUUGGCUCUCAAAGAAUUACAUCCCUGUUGACCGCGAGCAAUUGAGGGAUUUCGUCAAAGCGAGGCUCAAGACUUUCUGCGAAGAAGAGGUUGAUACGCCUAUCGUACUCUUUAACGACGUCCUCGAGCAUGUUCUUCGUAUUGACAGAGUCUUCCGACAGCCACAAGGUCACCUGAUACUUAUUGGUGUCAGUGGAAGCGGUAAAACGACUUUGUCGCGCUUUGUUGCUUGGAUGAAUGGCCUCAAAGUCUUUCAAAUCAAGGUCCAUGGCAGAUACUCCGCUGAAGACUUUGACGAGGACCUGAGGGACGUUCUUCGGAGAACGGGGUGUAAGGGCGAAAAGAUAUGUUUCAUCAUGGAUGAAUCAAAUGUAUUAGACUCUGGUUUCCUUGAACGGAUGAAUACUUUGCUUGCAAACGCAGAAGUUCCAGGUCUCUUCGAGGGUGAUGAAUUUGCAGCUCUGAUGACAGCUUGUAAAGAAGGGGCACAACGUCAAGGUCUUCUGCUUGAUUCUCAGGAAGAGCUGUACAAAUGGUUUACACAACAGAUCGUUAAAAACCUACAUAUUGUCUUCACCAUGAACCCUCCAGAAGGCGGUCUUUCUUCUAAGGCUGCGACGAGUCCUGCCCUAUUCAACCGCUGUGUUCUCAACUGGUUUGGCGAUUGGUCGGACCAAGCUCUUUUUCAGGUUGGCUCAGAACUCACGCAAUCCGUCGACCUUGAUCGCUCUGGCUUCAGCGCUCCAGACACUAUACCCGUAGCCUACCGUGAACUUUUACUUCCUGCGUCCCAUCGGAAUGCUGUCGUCAACUCGAUGGUCUAUGUUCAUCAUUCCCUGCAGAAACUCAAUCAAAGGCUGCGAAAGCAGCAGGGCAGAAUCACCUACCUCACACCGCGGCACUUCUUAGACUUUGUAGCUCAAUGCGUAAGUCUUUUCAAUGAAAAGCGAGAGGAUCUGGAAGAACAGCAGCGCCAUCUGAACGUUGGUUUGGAGAAACUGAGAGAUACCGUUGACAAAGUUCGCGACCUCCGAGCAAGUCUGGCUCAGAAAAAGAAACAGCUUGAAAAGAAAGAUGCUGAAGCAAACGAGAAGCUUCAGAAGAUGGUCGCCGACCAACGAGAAGCAGAACAGCGCAAAUCCGCUUCAUUGGAGAUACAGACUGCUCUAGAUAAACAGGAACAAGAAGUGGCUAGACGAAAAGAGGUUGUCAAUGAUGAUCUAUCCAAAGCGGAGCCUGCUGUCUUGGAUGCGAAGGAAGCUGUUGGCAAUAUCAAACGACAACAUCUGACGGAAGUUCGGUCCAUGGGAAAUCCGCCCGCGGGAGUAAGGCUUGCCUUGGACGCAGUCUGUACUCUUCUCGGUCACAAGAUCGAUGGCUGGAAAAACAUACAGGCAAUCGUUCGCCGUGACGAUUUCAUCGCAAGCAUUGUUGGAUACGACAACGAACGGCAGAUGACAAGAGGUCUCCGAACUAAAAUGCAACAGGAAUUCCUCACCAAGGAAGACUUCACUUAUGAAAGAGUCAACCGCGCUAGUAAGGCUUGUGGCCCACUGGUGCAAUGGGUUCAAGCUCAGGUCAAUUUUUCAGCAAUCCUUGACCGGAUUGGACCACUUCGGGAUGAGGCAGAAAAGCUCGAAGAGGACGCUCUCCAAACUAGAGCGGAAGCCAAAGCUAUAGAGAACAAUAUCGCACAUCUGGAAGAUAGCAUUGGGCAGUAUAAGUCAGAAUAUGCGGCUUUGAUCAGUGAAACCCAAGCAAUUAAAGCUGAGAUGUCCCGUGUUGAGAGUAAGGUCAAUCGAAGUGUGAAGCUACUCGAUUCCUUAUCGGCUGAGAGAUUGAGAUGGGAAGAUGGGAGCAAAUCUUUCGAAACUCAGAUCAGUACCAUCAUUGGCGAUGUCUUGAUCGCCGCUGCCUUCUUAGCUUACAGCGGUUUGUAUGAUCAACAGUUUCGCAAGGCAAUGGUCGACGAUUGGCUCGGUCAAUUAGCCUUGUCAGGUAUCUCCUACAAGAUGCACAAUCCCAUCACGGAGUAUCUCUCAAGUGCCGACGAGCGUUUACAUUGGCAAGAGCAUGGCUUACCCGUGGACGACCUCUGCACGGAGAACGCCAUCAUUCUGAAGCGUUUCAAUCGUUAUCCUCUCAUCAUAGAUCCUUCAGGUCGAGCAAUCGAAUUCCUGCGAGAGGAGAACCAAGAGCGCAGGCUCACCAUCACAAGCUUCUUGGACGCUUCUUUCGUCAAACAACUUGAAAGCUCCCUCCGAUUUGGAAACCCCAUAUUGAUUCAAGAUGCGGAGCACAUGGAUCCCAUUCUGAAUCAUGUGCUGAACAAGGAAUAUCAGAAGACUGGAGGCCGCGUUCUUAUACAGCUAGGGAAGCAAGAAAUCGAUUUUUCGCCCGCGUUCAAGGUUUACUUGUCCACUCGAGACCCCUCAGCCACUUUUGCCCCAGAUAUAUGCAGUCGGACAACUUUCGUCAACUUCACGGUGACACAAAGUAGUCUACAGACCCAGUCUCUCAACGACGUUCUGAAGUCGGAGAGACCUGACGUUGAUCAGAGGCGCAGAAACCUGAUCAAGAUGCAAGGCGAAUUCAGUACCCACCUCCGUGGUCUUGAAAAACGGCUACUUCAGGCGCUCAACCAGUCCCGGGGCAAUAUCCUUGAUGACGAUGUUGUAAUCGAGACGCUUGAAACUCUUAAACGUGAAGCCGCCGAAAUUUCCAGGAAAGUCUCCGAGACGGAUGGCGUUAUGAACGAGGUUGAGAGUAUCACCAAGCAAUACAGUACGAUCGCUCAAGCUUGCAGUAACGUUUUCGCUGUUCUCGAACAGUUGCGCUACCUGCAUCAUUUUUACCAAUUCUCCCUUCAGUUCUUCCUUGACAUCUUCAACACAGUCCUACACCGGAAUCCGAGGCUGAAAAACAACAAUGACUACGAGCAACGCGGCGAUACCAUAUUACGCGAUCUAUUCAUCAUUACCUACCAGAGAACGUCUCUAAGCUUAUUGCAAAAGGACCGCAUUACCUUGGCGAUUCUGCUUGCCCAUGCCUCACCGUACGCGAUGGACAGAACGUUGAUAGAUAGGAUAUUGAGUCCGUCGAUGCAGGGAAGUGACGUUGCUUCAGAUUCCAAGCAACAAGAUGAAGCAAAAUCACUAGCUGCACGCGUGCCUACGUUCAAACCGCAUCUGUCGAUCAUAACGCCGCAAGAGUGGAGUCGAUUUUUUGCAGAAGAGCUUGGUGAGAUUUUUGUGCCUAAAGUCUGGGAUUCAGCAACAGCCAAGGUGGAUCAACAACUGCGAUCACUUCUCUUCGUCAAAUUGUUUCGACUCGAUCGAUUUGUCCCAGCUGCAGAGAAUUUUGUGACAUCCUUGUUCGGCAAAAGCAUGUUUGAAGGCACUGAUAGCCUUCAAGAAAUUGUCACUCAAGUGCUUUCUACCACGCCAAUAGCACUUAGCUCAAGCCCCGGAUUUGAUGCAAGCUACAAGGUUGAGAAUCUAGCGGAGAAACAGAAGGCUCGUUGUGCGUAUAUCGCAAUGGGCUCUAUUGAGGGAGUCGCCAGCGCUGAGAAAGCUAUCAGUAAUGCAGCUGCGACCGGUUCCUGGGUCCUUAUCAAGAAUGUUCACCUGGCUCCUCAGUGGGUGCAGAGCUUGGAGAAAAGGUUGGGCUCGUUAAAAUCUAAUCCUGACUUUCGGGUAUUUCUUUCGAUGGAGACAAGCCCCAAGAUUCCCGUCAGCCUGCUUCGAUCCUCGCGCGUCUUGAUGUACGAACAACCGGUAGGGAUCAGAGCCAAUAUGAGAGACUCUUUGUCGACCUUGUCCGUUCGUGGUAUGCAAGGUCCAAGGGAGAAGGCAAGAUUAUAUCUUCUUCUGUCGUUCGCCCAUGCCGUCAUUCAAGAACGUCUUCGUUAUGCGCCCACACUUGGAUGGAAGGGUUUUUGGGAAUUUAACGAUAGUGACUACGAAUGUUCAGCAUUCAUAAUUGACUAUUGGGUCGACGCAGUCGCACAAGGUCGUACUAAUAUUGCGCCUGGUAAAAUUCCUUGGGAUCUCAUUCGAGUCCUGAUCGGCGAAAUUUACGGUGGCAAGAUUGACGACGAUAGUGACUUUCAACAGCUUGCGGACCUCAUACGCUCUUUCAUGACGCCUGAGGCGUUCGAAUUGGACCAUCAACUCGUUAGACGUGCGCCCCUGGAAGAAGCGAAGGUAUACAGCGAAGGAGACGGUAGCUUGACCGUGCCUGAAAGCAAUGAUAUGAAGGACUUCACGACGUGGGUUGACAGACUACCAGAGCGGGAGCCGCCAACGUACCUUGGCUUACCGGCAAAUGCGGAAAAGCUGCUACUAAUUGGACAUGGGAAGCAAACCAUACAAAACUUGGUGAAGAUGACGGAAUUGCUUGAGGAAAAUGAGCAGCUCAAUGCGGAGGCUGAAGUUCCUCAAGAUGAAGCAUGA
Messenger RNA from Bacidia gigantensis, 13050 nucleotides. RefSeq lists its product as uncharacterized. Gene Ontology annotation, biological process: microtubule-based movement. Gene Ontology annotation, cellular component: dynein complex. Bases 1 to 13050 code for a protein of 4349 amino acids. NCBI's taxonomy places the organism in Eukaryota, Fungi, Ascomycota, Lecanoromycetes, Lecanorales, Ramalinaceae. Gene Ontology annotation, molecular function: ATP binding; dynein intermediate chain binding; ATP hydrolysis activity. The transcript has 3 exons. The record is from RefSeq and is a predicted model, not a curated record.